GGGAAGCAUCGGGAUUUUUAGAAAAUGGUAACGUUUUUUCCAGCAACCAACGGUCAGAUGGCAAGCUAAAUCAAGCAAGCAAGAGCUAGAAAUACAGUGAAUAGCGAGUUUUGUUCGUAGCUUCAACAUCCAUCACAGCCAAUUGUUAUUCCACAGACCAAAGUGCUAUUGUGCGGUGCAUUUAGCAAUCGUUUCUAUUUGGCUUGGCUUGGUGCUGAAGCCAUGAAGAAAGAUGAGCGCGUUUGAGGUAACUUGUACGCCACCCCGCCAAGCUGUUGUAGUAAAAAGAACACAAGAAUCUCGUGAACCAACAUUGGUUCUGUUGGGUCCAUUCACUCCGAAAGCUACCGUAGUGUUUGACGGCGUACCUGUGGGAAAAAGCGCUCGCCGCUUCCUUAUCGUGCAAAACACAAACAGAACUUCGGUACAGGUACAACUAUCCAGACUUCCGCAUCCCGAGAGCGGACUGAGUUUCGAGUGGCUCGAGGCCAAUGUAGAGGCAGGCGCAGAGCAAACGUUGGAAUUGGUUUGGAGUCCGACGCAACAGAUUGUGGGAAAAGAAGUGAUCGUGUUGGCCGAUAACAUUGGCAACAGGAAGGACGUGCAGAUUAUACUGAAAGCGGUUGAGUUAAAGCCGGCCAGCCGAAAGCCUGUUGCAAAAUCGUUUGCCGUUCCGAAGAAAUUGAAGCUAAAAUCUCCCUCCCCACCGAAGGUGCGGUUGAAGCGCAACGUUCUGCCCAAGAAGAACAAGUCUUCGCCUGGGAAACAAGGUUGGUCUGUGCCUACGAUUGCGGUAAAUAGCAACAUGGGUGGCAUCGCAUCGAAGGUGACGACGACGAUGCUUGGGUCGAGCAAUGCGGAAAACAGCAUCGACCCAUUGGACAAUUACGGUGCAACCGUACCGAUGACUGCGGACAGAAGCAAAACUGACAAGGAAAACAUAAAUCCGACUAGUCCGCAGCAUGUAAAACCUCACUUAACACCGGUAUCUGGGACGAACAGCUAUUUCACGCACAUAGAGAACUUACCGACCCCGGAAUCUUACAAAGAGAUAGCACGCCGGAGAAUGAUGGACAUUUCCGUGCGCAAGAAUCGGGAAGUUCCUUCUGAACAGAAAGCAAAAUUUGAUCCAAGUUGCUUUUCCACCGUGACUAAACCAAUCGUCAUUGACAAGACGUUUUUAAAACCUUUUAUCGAGAGUCCCACAAUGGUGGUGGGCAGUGACACUGAACUACACGCGAGCGAUAAUCUUCCACGGCAUUUAACAUUCUCACCAGAACCGCAACCUCCGCCACCUGCCAAGGACCAAGAGCACGAACGAGUCAACGGCGCAUCAGGCGGGCUAGUGGUAGCAACCGAAGGGGAUGACGUGGGCAUUAACAAAACGCACACGGUGGCUCACGAUUCAAAUCCGCAUCUGUCGAGCAUAGCGGAAGAAAAUGUGCCCGAACUUGGUGUCACGUUCGAACGUCGCCCGGACUGUCGUGACGGAUCCGUUACGGAUGUAGCGGAGCUGUUGUCUACGCUUCCCAACCAAAAAACGUUUAUCGUAUCAACGGCGGAAGAAUGCUUACGUUUCGGGUCGGCCGAAAACCUCAUCACGAAUAUAUCUACCGUUGCAAAGGACAAUGCGUCACGCUGCUCGCUACCAAAUCUGCUGGACGAGAGCAGUAUGAGUAACAAGAGCAACGGUCUGAGGGAUGAGGAUGAGGCGGACAAGCUCUUCAAGGAGCAUGAAAUUCGCGCCCAGUCGAGUCGCUUCAAUUUGCACGAAGUUGGCCGGUUCAGUGAUGAGAUGGUUCAAACGUCAAGUGGCUGCAAACGCGGCAUUGAAUCGGUUGGCGAUGGAAGGGAGGAAAAGUCCGAAGGAUUCGGGCAUGUAAUUUCUCCACCAAAGCGUCAAUGUCGUCUGACGAGCAGCGAGAGCACGAUUGCUGCCCCAGCUCAGCACCUACCGAAGAUGGAGGAAGCGUCCGUUAGUCAUACGUUCCGCAAACCUAUCGGGUACAAACCGAACGCGCAGGGUCGUGGUAUAACGCUGUCCUCUUCGCGAAGUCUAAACCUCAAAAGACCCGCCAUGCCUACUAGCCAGGCGUUGAAAAGUGCAGAAAAACGCGUGUUUCUGUACGACUCGGAUCGUCACCUCAAGACGCUCAUCAAUCCAGACCCGUUUGCGGCGACAACGACAUGCAAUCCUUUCCUUACCGUCACCAUGUAUCUAGACGAACAUGCGUUUGCGCAGUACGAGCGGCAGAUGAAGAAGUGGCUCAACGCACUGGUCAGCAUACCGGCCGAUUUGGACACCGAGCCCAACAAACCGCUGGACGUGGGCAAGCUGUUCGACGAGGUGAAAUCGAAAGAUCUUACGCUCGCACCCACCAAGGAGCUGAUUUCGUCCAAUUAUUACAAAAACCGACUGAACAGCUUACGGAGUGCCGGAAUCGCACUGUACACGAGUGAAGAGAUAGCGAUUCCGCUGUGCAAGGUGGCGGCACAGAUAGAGAAGCAACUGCUCGCGCUACGUACCGACCGAUGCCUGCAUCUGGAUCUAACGCUGCAGCGAUCCAUUCUAGAGCUGCUGCUGUGCUUCAACCCUCUAUGGCUGCGGCUCGGGCUGGAGGUGGUUUUCGGCGAGCAGAUCGAACUGCAAUCCAACCGAGACAUUGUCGGUCUGAGCACGUUCAUCAUUCAUCGAUUGUUCCGCGACCGGUAUCUGGAGGCGCGCCACUCCAAGGCCUACAAUCUUUCGAAGGCUUACGCGGAGCAUAUGCGGAAGUUUACACUACGCAUGGUCCUGUUUUUACUGUUCUUCCUCGACACGGCCAAACGGCGCAAGCUGAUCAAGCACAACCCUUGCCUGUUCGUGCGUAACGCGCCGUACAAAGAGACGAAGGAGAUUCUGGUGCGGUUUUCCUCCAUGAUGGUGGCCGGAAUCGGUGACAUUACAAAGCACCUGAAGCGAGUAGGCUACACAUUGUCGCACAAGCAAUCGUUUCUGGACGAGUACAAUUACGCGUUCGAGAAUCUGGCCGUAGAUCUGCGGGACGGCGUGCGGCUGACGCGCGUGAUGGAGAUCAUUCUGCUGCGGGAGGAUUUGUCCGCCAGCUUGCGUGUGCCGCCAAUAUCGCGACUGCAAAAAAUACACAACAUUAACCUAGCGCUCGGAGCACUCGAACAGGCCGAAUAUGAGAUUGCGGGCAAUGUCACCGCCAAGGACAUCUGCGACGGACACCGCGAACAGACGAUGUCACUGCUGUGGCAGAUCGUGUACAAGUUCCGGGCACCGAAGUUCAAUGCAGCCGCAAUCACUUUGCAGCGUUGGUGGCGCAUGAACUGGCUAAAGGUAGCGAUCGGACGUCGCAUCGAGGAGAGGCGACGGCUGAGAAGGGAAACUGCCGCCCGCAAAAUUCAGGCAGUGAUCCGUGGAUACUGUGUGCGCGUGUGGUAUGAAGCCUAUCGUUACCAGAAGCUGCGAGCGAUUGUAACGAUCCAACAGUUCACCCGACGCUAUCUGGCGCAGAAACUGGCCGCCCGAAGGUUUGCUGCAAUCGUACGCAUACAGCAGUGGUGGCGCUCGGUGAGAGAAAUGCGGUCUGCCCGCGAACGUUACUUGCUGUGCAAGAAAUCGGCCAUCAUUUUGCAGACGUCGUACCGGCGGUACGCACUUGGCAUGAAGCUGCUCGUGGCAGCAACCGUGAUCGGCAGGAUUCGGACCGAAGCGAAGCAUCGCCAUCUGCAGGCUACAAUAAUUCAGCGUAGCAUCAAAUCGUACGUAAUCCAUCGACGGCUUCAAGCGAUCGUUAACGGUAUGCUAGUGUUCAUACGAAGGAAAUGGUUACAACAUCGAUCGGCAGCAAAGAUACAGGCUUAUCAUCGCAUGCGCAUCGCUCGCAGAGAGUAUCAGCGAGUCCGUUCGGCUACUAUCCUUAUUCAGCGUCGUUGGCGUGAGUGUUUGGAGACGCGGCGACUGAGCGACCGAUUCUUGUUGAUGCGUGCUAGUGCCUUAAAGCUUCAGCGCCAUUAUCGUGGCUGGAUGCAGAUGCGGCACGAUGUACGCGCGUACGAUCGUACACGGCAGCUGAUCUCGCACGUGCAGCAUCGUUGGCGUGCUACGAUAGCGAUGCGAAAGGAAAGAAUGAGCUACAUCAGCGUCCGUCAAGCGGUCAUCAGUGUACAGCGACAUUUUCGAGCACGGAAAGCGAUGAAGCUGGCGGUAGAACGUUUCCAAACGUUACGAACCGCAACUCUAACGUUGCAACGGCGCUACCGUGCCAAUAAAGUGAUGCUGGAACACCGUCAACGAUAUAACGCUUUGCGAGUGGCCACUCUUUGCCUUCAGAGCCGAUUCCGAGCGCAAUUGAGCAUGCGUGCGGCUCGCACAAGCUACGCCAAGGUUCGUGCGGCGAUCAUCACUAUUCAGCGACAUUAUCGUGCCACGAUACAGAUGCGGCAAGAAAGGGAUCAUUUUGUAACGCUUCGCCGAUGCAGCAUCAACGUGCAGUCGCGAUACCGUGCCAUCCUUGCCGGUAGAGCAGCGAGACAGAGUUAUGAAUCGCGGCGCAGUGCAGUCAUCCACAUUCAGCGCAAAUGGCGCGCCACAAUAGAAAUGCGACGAGCGCGUGAUCAGUAUUGCGCACAUCGCGAUGCCGCCAUCGCUUUACAGCGCUCGUGGCGAGGUAUUCUGUUAAAACGAAAAAUAAGAUACAAUUAUUUGCGAUAUCGCGAGGCGGCCACAGUUCUGCAACGACGAUAUCGUGCCCUAGUAAGCGGUCGGUCGGUCCGUCAGGAGCUGGAGCACCGUCGCCGGGCGGUCACCACUAUUCAGCAACGCAUACGGGCGUCUUUGGAAAUGAAACGAGAGCGCCAUCAAUAUCUUCGUCUUCGCCAGGCAGCCAUCACGAUACAGUGCCGUUUCCGUGGUAUGGUGCAGCGUACCCGAUAUGCGGCCCUUAAGCAAAGUGCCAUUGUGCUCUCGCACAGGUGGGCUGCAACGCUGGCAAUGAGACAGCAGCGAUCUGACUUUUUACGGCUUAAAACCGCCACUAUCAUUGUGCAGCGACGAUACCGUGCCCAGAAAGCAAUGCAAGAAACGUUGCAUCACUACCAACACGUCCGUGCAGCGGUCGUGCUGAUACAGCGUAAAUAUCGCGCCCAGCGUGCAAUGGAAAGAUGGCGCGGCCGAUUUUUGAAUCUGAAAAGUGCCUCGAUAGUGGUGCAGGAGUUUUACCGAGGGUACAGAAAGAUGAAGCAUGAUCGGGCAGCCUUCCUGCGGCUACGAGAAUCAGUAAUAGCUGUUCAGCGACGGUUCCGUGGCAAGUUGCUAAUGCGCCAGGCCGUUGCCGAUUAUGAACGCAAGCAGCAGGCAGCGGUUAGCGUGCAGCGCUGGUUCCGAGGACACCGAACGCGCAAAACGUACCAGCGAACACUGCACGCUGCCAGGACCAUUCAGAUUCACUAUCGUGCCUACCGGAAACGACUGAUCGACGAGACGAACUAUCGAAUUUAUCGUAGCGCCGUCAUCGUUGUACAGAGACGGUACCGCGAUAAGCUGCAAACCCGUCACGAGCGGCACCGGUUCGUACAAAUUUGUCGCACAGUGUACGGUUUGCAGGCACGCGCACGUGGAAUGCUUGCCCGUGAUGCGUUCCGGGCGAAACUAACGCCGGAGUACUUGGAAAAGAAACGGCAGGAGAAAGCAGCGCUUCGGAUACAGGCGUGGUGGCGUGGUGCGUACUGUCGAAAGCGGCACCAGACGACGAAGAUGCGUACCAUCGCUCAGCAGAUGGUGGUGAGCCGCCGGGAAGCGAAGCGUGAUCCCACGAACAGGCUCAGCAACAUAAGUCGGCUGUGCAUGCGUUUCCUGCAAACCCGCUUCAGUUCGUCCGAAGCGAUUGGCAUCCUGCAGCGCUUGGAACGCAUGUCCCGACUAGUGCCGCAUCUGCUUGUAGAUGAUGCCGUCUUUCUGUCCGUAUUUUGCUACAACACCAUGGCGCAAGCUAUUCGGUCGGAGGUGGAUAAGAUACUGAUUGAGAUAUGUGCCCGCAUCAUCCUAAACUUGGCACGAUUCCAUGGCACCAAGGAACAAGCUUUUCAGGAGGAUGGUCUCGUAACGGUGUCACAGAUGUUGUUACGCUGGUGUGACAAAGACUGCGGCAUAUUUAGCACACUUUGCACACUGUUGUGGGUAUUGGCGCACGAUAACAAGAAGAAACAUGCCAUACGUCGUUACAUGAUUUCGAAGGACGCCAUAUACAUGUUGCGCGAAACGAAAAAGUUGGUACAGCGAAAGGAAAAGAUGCGCAAGAACGUGCAGCGUCCGGUAGGUUGUCUGGUCGCGCCGAACCCGCAGCUAAUGCGAACAGUACCCGCCCUGGAACCGGACUAUGGCGUUAACCGCACCAAACCGUACGUUUUCUACUCGUCUGUCUUUGGGUUUGAACGGGUGCUGCAGAAGCUGGAAGUGGAUCUUUCCUAAACAAUCGUAUUUUUUUUAAACAUAUUUUACAACAUAACGUGGCAAGGGAUAAAUUAUUCAUGUUUUUGUGCGUGACUGUUACAUUUGUUUUACAACAUGUGUUUUUGUUAGGAAGCAUUAGAACGUUCAUAAUACAUGCUUAACCCAGACAGCUUGUUUGUGGUGCUGGCUAAUUCACAACUUGA
Messenger RNA from Anopheles stephensi (Asian malaria mosquito), 6660 nucleotides. It is a transcript of the gene asp, whose product is annotated as protein abnormal spindle. The transcript has 6 exons. Gene Ontology annotation, molecular function: protein binding. NCBI's taxonomy places the organism in Eukaryota, Metazoa, Arthropoda, Insecta, Diptera, Culicidae. The record is from RefSeq and is a predicted model, not a curated record. The coding region runs from base 233 to 6475 and encodes 2080 amino acids. Gene Ontology annotation, biological process: establishment of meiotic spindle localization; mitotic cell cycle; spindle organization. Gene Ontology annotation, cellular component: spindle pole.